Amborella trichopoda is the source of this 1902-nucleotide messenger RNA. Its product is annotated as SNARE associated Golgi protein family. The record is from RefSeq and is a predicted model, not a curated record. Lineage: Eukaryota; Viridiplantae; Streptophyta; Magnoliopsida; Amborellales; Amborellaceae.
UGUUUAGCACUUUGAAUGGCCGAAUGCUCGGAUGCUGCCCUUUUCUUGCACCGGAGGAUUUGUUGCUUCAAAACGAUCAUUUUUGUUUUCUUUUGCAUUUUUGAUGGUUUUUAUAAUUUUCUUCUACAUGAAUAUGGCUGGAUUCUUGGACCAUUUAUCUGAAAGAUGGCUAUGUAUGGUUAUGGUGUACAUGGGGACUGCGCUGAAGUAACUAUUAGAUAAAUUGAAGGCUUUGGAGAACUGGGCAUUUGUUUCACUUAUUUCUCAAUAAGAUAUCCUGGUUCGGGUGAAGGAGGUCAUGGUUUUGAUCCCUUAAUAUUUUCUGGGAUUCCCAAACAUUGAAACAAGCUGAUCUGCCAUUUUGUUAAAUGGGGAGACAUGGAUUGAUAUUGGAUAUUGACUCUAUAUGUGACCAUUCGCUGAUGGCUUCUAAUGUUGCUGUAUUAGUAAAGGUCCUCUCAAGAGACAGUUGAUAUCUACCCUUUUUGGUUCAACAUUUCUAUACAGUUAGUGCCACAACAGUGGGUGUGUAGGACCUUGAAUAAUGAUGUCGAGAUCAUCAGAGGUUCCUAAAAAGCAAGACACAAGUUUGGAAAGGUAUCCACAUAGAAGUAAUGAGUAUGUUAGGCUGGAUUUAUCUGAUGAGCCAAGCAUUGAUGGAUUUGAGCUUCCACAACCUCAAGAAAGUUCCCGACAUAGAUCUUUCAUUUGGUGGACUAAGGCCAUAUUGUGCUCCUUGGUCUUACUGAUACUCAUUACUGUUUUCGGCAUUUGGGGAGUUCCAUUUCUCCUUGAAAAGGUUGUGGUGCCACUGAUGCAAUGGGAGGCGACAGCAUUUGGGCGUCCUACCCUUGCAUUAAUUCUUGUUGCUUCAAUGGCUUUUUUCCCUGUUCUCUUAAUUCCUUCUGGACCUUCCAUGUGGUUAGCAGGAAUGAUUUUUGGAUAUGGUCUUGGUUUUUUGAUAAUUAUGUCUGGGGCCACCAUAGGGAUGACCUUGCCUUAUUUCAUUGGAUCGUUGUUUCGCAGUCGUAUUCAUAGAUGGUUGGAGAGAUGGCCCGAAAAAGCAGCUGUUAUUAGGUUGGCUGGUGAAGGGACUUGGUUCCAUCAAUUUCGAGUGAUUGCCCUCUUCAGAGUCUCUCCAUUCCCAUACAAUGUUUUCAAUUAUGCUGUUGUGGCAACAAAUGUGAAGUUUGGGCCAUACAUAUGUGGUUCAUUGGCUGGAAUGGUUCCUGAAGCUUUCAUCUCCAUAUAUAGUGGGCGGUUAAUAAAGACAUUGGCAGACUUGAAACGUGGGCAUGCGAGCGUGACACCCAUUGAGAUUGCCUACAAUAUAUUGUCCUUCAUCGUCGCCAUUGUCAUGACUGUUGCUUUUACGGUGUAUGGGAAGAGAGCAUUAAACAAUCUCAAGAAGGAAACAUCCAACAUUGAAGAUGGAGCAGCUCCUCAUAGAAACCCUGCUGAUCUCGUAGAGUUAGAGAAGCUUCCUCUUGAAAGACCCAAGAAUAUGAAAAUCUUUUCUCUCUUGCCUUGAUCUAGUGAAGGCUAGGGUAACAUUGACGUGAAAAUUUUUCUUUCUUUACUUUUUCCCUUAACAGAUUUGAUCCCCAUAUUCUUCUGAUCAUAUAAUCAGAUCACUUGUAAAGGUGUUGAGAAAAUGACUGCCUUGUGUGCAGUCUGUCGAGGCAUAAAUAAGAAAAGAAAAGAGAAAAGAAACCGGGGACAAAAAAGAUGGGGAUAUGGAUAUUUAGGUUCUACUCCCCGUGAUAUUGGUAUUUGGGCUGCAGCAAGGUCAUGUGAAAUCUCGGUUUGUAAGGGGCUGGCUCUCUGUAUAUUCUACUUGCACAGAAAUUUGUAUACAUUGUUGUAGGUUUUUCAUUGCUGGAUUUUAUUACCAAAUUUAAC